ACUGCUCUCAGGACCGGGGCGAUGAGCAGCCAGCACGCAAAACUUCCGAGGACUGUUUCGUUUUGGUGAUAAAAUCAGAUUUUUUUGUCGCGGCGGAAACAUUCAGACGACUCAAAUAUGACAAGUAGUGUUAGUUUGCUAACUUUAAGCGGGUUGUUUUAGUGGAAAGAAACUAUAAAAAGUCGUUUCGGUCUAGCUAAACAGGAGACGUGAACCAACCGUCUGAACUCCAAGGCUGAGGGGGGAUUUCUAUUCUAACGUUUUCAAGUGUAUAUUAUUUUUAACAGGGUAUGUCCGUCUUCGGAUCCCAUUUGAACUUGAUUUGGUAAAAAAAAAAAAAAAAAAACGGAUUACGAGACUUUUCUGGACUUUGGCUGGUUAAUUUUACCGUCAUGCUGCCGAACACGGCGCUGUACGCAGUGAAGAAACGGAAGAAGCCGGUGCAGAAAACCCCCAAACAACCUCCCCCCGAUGGCGCCAAGUCCAACCCAUCCAAACGCCACCGCGACCGCCUCAACGGCGAGCUGGACAAGCUCACCAGCCUGCUGCCCUUCUCCGAGGAGGUCCGGGCUCGGCUGGACAAGCUGUCGGUGCUCCGCCUCAGCGUCGGCUACCUGAAGGUGAAAAGCUUCUUCAAUGCGGUCAUGAAGUCAGGUCCGAGUGGCACCAACUGGGCCACUGACCGCAACCUGAUGUUAGGUGGAAAAAUCCCGAAUCCUUCAGCGUCCUCCUCUACUCCCGCCUCUUCUUCUCUGGUGACAUCCGUGGACGGAGUCGGCUUUUCCGAGAGAGACCUACUGCUUCAGGCGCUGAACGGCUUCGUGUUGGUGGUGACAGCUGAAGGUUACGUCUUCUACACGUCCCCCACCAUCCAGGACUUCCUUGGCUUCCAUCAGUCGGACAUCGUCCAUCAGAGCGUGUUCGAGCUCAUCCACUCAGACGACCGAGCGCUCUUCAGACGGCAGCUUCACUUCUCCUUCAACCCGGAGGCUGACGAGUCCGAUGAUUCCGGUGAGCAGAACAGCUCUGAGGUCAGCAGUAAAGUGGUGACCUAUGACCUCCAUGCCAUCCCCCCUGAGAACUCCUCUUUCUUGGAGAGAAGCUUCUGCUGUCGUUUCCGCUGCUUGUUGGACAACUCCUCCGGCUUCCUGGCUCUGAACUUUCGUGGCCGACUGAAGUUCCUUCACGGUCAGAACCGAGUGUCAGAGGAUGGGACGUUGGUUCCUCCGCAGCUCGCUCUGUUCGCCAUCGCCACCCCGCUGCAGCAGCCCUCCAUCCUAGAGAUCCGCACUAAGACCCUCAUCUUCCAGACCAAACACAGGCUGGACUUUACACCGACGGGUAUCGACGGCAGAGGGAAGGUGGUUCUAGGUUACAACGAGGUGGAGAUUUGUAUGAAAGGUUCAGGCUACAGCUUCAUCCAUGCUGCUGACAUGAUGUACUGCGCCGACAAACACCUCAGAAUGAUGAAGACCGGAGAAAGCGGCUUCACCUUCUUCAGGCUGCUGACCAAAGACCGGAGGUGGAUUUGGGUCCAGUCCAACGCCAGGAUGGUGUUUAAAGACGGCAGACCAGAGUUCAUCGUGGCCCGGCAGAGAGCUUUGACAAACGAAGAAGGAGAGGAGCAGCUUCGCCUCCGACAGCUGCAGCUGCCCUUCAGCUUUGCCACCGGAGAGGCGAUGCUGUACGACCAGAUGCCGACCCUGGACAUCUCCGACUCGUGCUCCGCCCCCAAGCAGAGGAGGUUUGACUCUGAUUCAGUGAGUCCUAACUCCUUACUGGGCUGCCUGCUGAGCCAGGACCAGUCUGUGUACUGCAAGCACACCUCUCCCAACAGCAUCAGCUCUCUGAGUGACGUGGCCUUCCAGGACACGCACGCCACCGUCAGCAUCCCCCGAGAUGACACACCCAAACCUGCCACCGGAGGCCCCUUGUUGAAGAUGGACUCCACGGCACAGGACAUGAUAGUGUGCCUGCAGCAGAUCUUCGGGGAAACGGACCUGAUCGAGGCAGUGGACAUGGGCCCUGAGGAGCUGAGGAGCUGGGAGAGUUCCCUGAUGGGGAUGGAUUUUACCACCAGCGAGUUCAGCGAAGACCUGAACGACAUCCUCACCAACGACAUCCUGUCCUACGUGGAGGAGCAGCUCCAGAAGGAGGACGGCCUCCAGCUGGCCAACCAACAAGACCACCUCUCAGUCUGCAUCCCAAACGUAGACCCUCAGAACCAGACUCCUGAUCACGUUGGGCAGCAGAACUUUGGCUGGCCUCUUCAGUCCCAGAACCAGCUAAUGCCCAACGAAGGCCAGCCACAGGGAGCGAUGAAGCUGAGCCAUGUGGACUUUCCUCAGAUGAGUACUUCUGGGUUUAAUGGGUCCCUCCCAGGUUCUUUUCAGAUGGGCAGCUCGGGAAACCUCACAACUCCAAUGACCUUUAACCCUUCAUGCAGUCAAUCACAGAAUCAACAGAAGACUUUUGAAGUCAGUCUAACAGAUGGCAACAUUGGACCCGCUCCACUGAGGCAAAACACGACCUGUCAGGUCCAGACCAACCAAAUGGCUCCAGCAGCAGAGAGGUAUCCUCAGAUAGGGGUGCCUAUCCAGAAUCAAAACACCAGAGGACCAUUAAAUCCAGUCUUUAUCUUUCAAGGUAACCAGUGGGACGACUGGAAUACCUCUGUGUCCAACCCAAACCAAGCCAACCCCUUUGGAGAAUCGUUAGCCCCGAAUUUUCCAUCUAAACCAAGUUUUUCAACAGAUUCUUCCUCGUUCAGUCACGCCACUCCCCAGACACAGAACAAUCAGCUCCAGAGACUGAGGCAGCAUAUUUCAGGACCCCCCCUCAACCAGGUAUCAGGGUUUCAAACAAACCCCGUGGACCUUGUCAGCAGCCAGUCCACAUUCAGAAGUCCACAGACUUCCGCUUUACUGUUUCCCGACCAGAAGGACUGUAUGUUCAGCAAUACCCCCGCUGCGCUGCUUUCUAAUGGAGUCCAGCAAAGUUCCGUCCGGCUGAACCACAACGGCAGUCAUAUCCCCUCCAAGACCUCCUGCUUCUACCAGGCUUUUCCUGAAGACGGGGCUGGAACGGCCUUCGUAAAUCCCAAAGAGACCAAAGAGGCGCUGCUGUCGUACCAGGUGGAUGCUGGGCUGAUGCCGAAUUGUCAGCUGGUACCGCCCCAGAAGUUUCAACACUUCUCCAAACAGAGCCAGAUGGAGCACCAUCCCCUGGUCGGUAACGGAGGUUUCCCGUUCUCCUCGCUGCCCAACACCUGCGUCACAGACAACAAUUAGCGACCGCCGUGAGGUCUGGACGACGACGGAGUCCGAUGGAAGCGUGGAGAUUAGAGGAAACUAAAAGACUCCUGUGAACGAAAGCAGAGUAGACUGAAGAACACACGGACGAGCUGCAAAAGAGACAAAACUGGGUUCAGGUCCAAAAAGGGCAUCGGAACAGGAAGAAGAUCAGGAGGUAGUUAUCAGAGGUGGAAUAAAAAUAACUUGCUGUGUUUGGAUUUUAACAUCACCCCCCACCCCCACCCCAUCACCACCACCGAAAGAAGUGCACAUUUAGCCCUUAUUAGCACUUAUUAAACAGUUUGGUGGUUGUCACGUGUUUGCUGGGAAUAUUUGGAAAUAAAUAUAUAGGUAUAUAUAUAAAAAGAAUAAAGUUAAAUUAGAAGUCAUAGUUCAUUUGAUGUGGGUAAAAAAAACCAGUAACUCAAUCCUGAAGGCUUAUGCAAAACUAUCUUCACUUUAUUUUAGUCUGUUUUUGAACGAAAAGCAAUGUUUUGAUUUUGUGUUUGUAUAAGACAAUGUAGAAAAAUCUGCGUUUAUUUGAAUGUUUAAGCCAAGAAUUUAAAAAAAAUCUUGUGUUGAUUGAAAUGAGCUCAUCACUGCCUCCUAGAGAGGGCAGAGAACCAUACAAUCAAAAGUAAUGGAUAGAAAUCCAAAGCUUUUUAAUGGAUUUGUAGUAAAGCAAGAACAAAAGUGGCACUUUUGUUAGUUAUAACUAAUUAUUAUUUUUUUUUCAUGUAGCACAAGGGUUCCACAACGAAGUGAUUAAACAUAAAAUAAAUGUAUUUAAAACCAUUUAACCCUUAGAUAUUAUCCACUCGUGGUUGGUCCGAGGUCUUUGUUGACCAGAAGGGGGCAGUAGUGAGCUUGUUUUAACUUCAUUGUGGUUUUCCUGCUAUGUUUCAAUGUGUGACCAUAUUUGGACAAAAUGGGUGGAGCUUAGUGACUAGAUAAAGGCAACAUUAAUCUUAAAUUAAAGAGGAUUAGGAGGAGAAAAAUUUAGGGAUGCACGAUAUUAUCGGCAUGGUAUCGGUAUCGGACG
This is a messenger RNA of Nematolebias whitei (Rio pearlfish), 4335 nucleotides long. RefSeq names its product aryl hydrocarbon receptor 2 (gene ahr2). Gene Ontology annotation, molecular function: nuclear receptor activity; transcription cis-regulatory region binding; protein dimerization activity. NCBI's taxonomy places the organism in Eukaryota, Metazoa, Chordata, Actinopteri, Cyprinodontiformes, Rivulidae. The coding region runs from base 393 to 3290 and encodes 965 amino acids. The record is from RefSeq and is a predicted model, not a curated record. Gene Ontology annotation, cellular component: aryl hydrocarbon receptor complex; nucleus. The transcript is spliced from 11 exons. Gene Ontology annotation, biological process: regulation of transcription by RNA polymerase II.